Molecule: messenger RNA, 2448 nt
Organism: Aureobasidium namibiae CBS 147.97
Lineage: Eukaryota; Fungi; Ascomycota; Dothideomycetes; Dothideales; Saccotheciaceae
Product: RabGAP/TBC
Exons: 3
Coding region: 1-2448 (815 amino acids)
Biological process (GO): activation of GTPase activity
Molecular function (GO): GTPase activator activity
Source: RefSeq, a predicted model, not a curated record
AUGGCACCAUCGCAGGAUAGCAGUCCACCUGCAUCGGUAUACGACAUGAGUGACGACGAAGAGACCGACUACAGCAGCGUGCGCCGCCGCUCCGAGGGCUCGCGCGGCGUCAAGCUGCUCUACGCCAAGAGCAAGGUCUUUGUCCACCCCUCGCCCUCCAGCAAGGACAACAUCGACGGCUUCAUCGCCUUGUACGAGCAAAAGUCUCCCUCGGCAUCGUCCACCGCUUCCUCGUCCACCGCUUCCUCGUCCACUCAGAUCCCCUCCUCGUCACUCGUCCUAGGAUGGCAUCCCGUCGCCUCCCUCAAGUCCCAGGGCCAGUUCGAUACGUACAACAAGGUCGACCUUGACGACAAAGACCAGCCUCAACGAAAUCUCGUCCCCCCUCCGCCUAUCACCUCCGCACACUCGUCCUCUCCAGGUCCAUACCCUUUUGCUGUCCAAGCAAGCGAAAUCUACUCGAUCCAGAUCCGCCCGCCCAGUGCCGGUUGGUGGUUUGGCAGUCUUGUCAUCAACACCAGAUCAGGCGACAGCUUCCCUGUCCUCUUCUUCCACGACAGCGAGUGCCAGUCCACUAUCAACCACCGCAAGAAGCUCGCCCGCGAGAACUUUGAUCCCUUUGGAGAGUCUGGCAACCUGUUCUGGGGUGGUGACCAGGUCCUGGAAUGGAUCAAGAGACACCUCAAUGUCGAACGCUCGCCUGAGCCCAACAUCUUCCUGAUCGAGCCCUCGGAUGCCGAUCGUACUGGCUUCGGUACAGACAAGUCUGCUAAGCCCACACCCGACAAGGUUCAACAAGCACUCGAGGGCCCCAAUGCUCAACCGCAGAAGAAGAAAAAGGAGGAUCCUGUUGCAAAGUUCCUCAAGGACUCUCGCUGGGCUGUUCUGGAGAAGCUCAGUCAAGUCACAACCUUUACCCGUCGCACUGCUCAGGCUGCUGCUGAUAACCCCAAACUGCCGCCUCAGCUGCGUCGCAUCAUGCAGAAUCCUCAAGUUCAGACUGUCCAAGAAGAGUUCGACAGUGCCCGCCUGUAUCUCGCAAGAUGGGCCAUGACUAUUGCUGAACAGAGCGAGCGUGACAGAAGUCAACGCAUCUACACUGCAAAGGACUUGCUUGAGAAUGAAGACACCGAACUGGGCGAAUUCGAAAUUCUCGAUGUUGACAUGAGGAAUCUCGAGCUCAACGAGAAGAGAGAUCCCGUGACCAAGAAGGAAUGGGAUGCUUUUUUCGAUUCCCAUGGAAGGCUACAAGUCACACCUGAUGAAGUCAAAGAGCGUGUUUUCCACGGCGGCCUGGAUCCAGAUGACGGUGUCAGAAAAGAAGCUUGGCUGUUCCUCUUGGGUGUCCAUGACUGGAAGAGCACCAGAGACGAACGUAAAGCCAGGAUGAACAGCCUCAAUGACGAAUACAUCCGUCUCAAGGGUGCCUGGUGGGACCGCAUGAUGGACGAAGACGGCACACUCGAAGAACGCGAGUGGUGGAAAGAGCAAAAGAUGCGCAUAGAAAAGGAUGUGCACCGAACUGAUCGCAAUAUUCCUCUGUUCGCUGGCGAGGAUAUCCCCCACCCAGAUCCGACCUCGCCUUUUGCCGAAGUUGGCACCAAUGUCCAUCUUGAGCAGAUGAAGGAUAUGCUACUGACCUACAACGAGUACAACAAAGAUCUGGGCUAUGUGCAGGGCAUGAGUGAUUUGCUUGCUCCCAUCUAUGCAGUCAUGCAAGACGAUGCCGUGGCCUUUUGGGGCUUUGUAAAUUUUAUGAAUCGCAUGGAACGCAACUUCCUCCGCGACCAAAGUGGCAUGCGCCUCCAACUAACCACCCUCGACCACCUCGUCCAACUCCUCGACCCUAAACUCUACCUCCACCUCCAAAGCGUCGACUCCACAAACUUCUUCUUCUUCUUCCGCAUGCUGCUCGUCUGGUACAAGCGCGAAUUCCCCUGGCUGGACGUCCUGCGUCUCUGGGAAACCCUCUGGACUGACUAUGCAUCUGCCAACUUCCACCUCUUCAUUGCAGUAGCGAUAUUAGAGAAACACAGGGAAGUCAUCAUGGAGCACUUGCGCGGCUUUGACGAAGUGCUCAAGUACGUCAAUGAGUUGAGCAAUACGAUUGACUUGCAGUCGACGUUGAUUAGGGCGGAAGCGCUGUUCAGACGCUUUCAAAGGACUGUCGAGGCUAUUGAUCGGAAAGACCAUUUCCCUACUCCGACGCUGAGGCAGAGGAAACAGAUUGAAGGUGGUAGUCUUGAUCAAGGGUCCAAAGCGGUCGGGCAUGAUGGGAAGGCUGCUGCUGCUGCUGCGAGUAGUAGUUCAGAUGCAAAGGGUGGUGCUCAGCAGCAGCAGCAGCAGCAGGGUACUACGACAACGCAGCAGAAGGAGAGGAUUGUGAGUCCUGAGCUUCGGGCGCUGUUGAGUCGGGAGUUUACUACGGUUGACAAGACCCCUAAGUGA